AUGGACUACAAAUGUAUCAAUCUGCUGCAGAGAGUAGAAGCUCUACAAGGAUCCUGUGUUUUCAUACCCUGCACAUUUGACAUCGAUCAACAGUUUAACAGUUACCUCACAGAUAGUGCAAAGAGAAUAUGGUUUAAGGGUGUAACACCAGUGUUUGUCUCCAGCAGCCCCAACACUGGACUGUUAAAAGGAGUUGAAGAUGAUAAAUUGCGGUAUAACUACAAAGAACCUACACACUCCCAAGUUCAAAUUGCCGUCUUAGGAUCUCCACCCAAACCCACACUGUGGGUCUUUAAGGAUCAGCAGGAGGUGAUGAAGAUGAUGGAGGUCAUGGAGGGAAGUUCAGUGAGUCUGCGCUGCUCUACUAAGAUCUUCUGUCCGUCUCGUCCACCAUCUCUCAGAUGGAGCUCAUCUCUCAAUGAGAACGUCACAGAACAGCCGUAUCAGAACCAAACUGAGCUCAUCUCUGAUCUGAACUUCACUGUUUCUCACCGUCAUCAUAGAAUCACUUUCACCUGCACUGCAACACACCAGCUACAGCAGCCGAGCACAACACAAGAGUCCCGGAUGCUACUAGUUCAGUAUGCUCCUAAAAACACAUCAGUGAGGAUAAAUCCAGCUGGUUUAGUUCUAGAGAGUCGUUCAGUGACUCUGAGCUGCAGCAGUGAUGCAAACCCAGCAGUGAACUACACCUGGUACAGAGACACUGAAAGACCUCUGAAUCCAGUUCAGACCGGACCAAACCUGACCAUCAACAACACCGAGCCGACACACAGCGGACGAUACUACUGUAGAGCUGAGAACAAACACGGCACUCAGAGGACAUCAGCGCUUCUGGACGUCCAGUAUGCUCCUAAAAACACAUCGGUGAGGAUAAAUCCAGCUGGUUUAGUUCUAGAGGGUCAUUCAGUGACUCUGAGCUGCAGCAGUGAUGCAAACCCAGCAGUGAACUACACCUGGUACAGAGACACUGAAAGACCUCUGAAUCCAGUUCAGACUGGACCAAACCUGACCAUCAACAACACCGAUCCAACAGACACUGGUUUAGUUCUAGAGGGUCGUUCAGUGACUCUGAGCUGCAGCAGUGAUGCAAACCCAGCAGUGAAUUACACCUGGUACAGAGACACUGAAGAACUCCUGAAUCCAGUUCAGACCGGACCAAACCUGACCAUCAAUAAUACAGACACGACACACAUCGGAAGAUACUACUGUAGAGCUGAGAACAAACACGGCACUCAGAACACAUCAGUGCUGCUGGACGUCCAGUAUGCUCCUAAAAACACAUCGGUGAGGAUAAAUCCAGCUGGUUUAGUUCUAGAGGGUCAUUCAGUGACUCUGAGCUGCAGCAGUGAUGCAAACCCAGCAGUGAACUACACCUGGUACAGAGACACUGAAAGACCUCUGAAUCCAGUUCAGACCAGACCAAACCUGACCAUCAAUAAUACAGACUCGACACACAGUGGACGAUACUACUGUAGAGCUGAGAACAAACACGGCACUCAGAACACAUCAGUGCUGCUCGACGUCCAGUUUGCGCCCAAAAUCUCCAGCUCUUGUAGCCAAAACAGCGUAAUGGCGUGUGUCUGUGAGGCUCAUGGGAAUCCCUGCCCUACACUAGAGUGGCGACUGUCUGGACAUGUGCUCGCUAACUCUACAGAAACCUACAUCAGUGAGGAGAUGUUAGGAAGCACAGGAGUAAAGAGCGUCCUGACCAUCCAUCAGUCCCUCACGGACACGGACGUCCUGCAGUGUUUCAGUGCAAACAUUUACGGCAGCGCAAGUCAACAGUUUCAGGCCAUCCCACCACCACAAAAGACAAGUUUCCAUCAUCCAUCGGUGCUGCUCGGAGCUGCUGUCGGCAUGUCAGUGAUGAUGAUCGUGUGCAUCACGAAGCUCUGCUAUGAACGGAAAGAAAAACCUUUAGAAACCAGACAAGACAACACAUCUGGACUCAUUCUGACUCAAACGGCCAUUGCUCUGGAUAAUGACGGUCAGUUUGUUAACGCCAAUAACGGCAUGCUGUCAUCCACUGCACCGAGUGCAACUGAAUCGCUUCAUUAUUCCUCCAUCGACUUCACAAACACUGAACCACCGCCAGGAGAGAUCAGGGGCAUCGCCUCACUGACCAGUGAAUACGCUGCGGUCCAACACCGUCCUGCAGGAGCCGCAGACGCAGAGAACAACACCUCAACAUCUGAGACAGAGCCCAAAAAACAAGACAUGACAGCAGAGAUCACAGACACAUCAGAAGACAUGAUUUAUGAAAACACGAGACAUCACUACAGACAGAAGGAACCGCUGGUCAGAUGA
Messenger RNA from Sinocyclocheilus anshuiensis, 2310 nucleotides. Its product is annotated as sialic acid-binding Ig-like lectin 10. Bases 1 to 2310 code for a protein of 769 amino acids. The transcript is spliced from 11 exons. NCBI's taxonomy places the organism in Eukaryota, Metazoa, Chordata, Actinopteri, Cypriniformes, Cyprinidae. The record is from RefSeq and is a predicted model, not a curated record.